UCUGGGGAUGCUUGAGAAAGCAAGAUGGAAGACUCGAGUCUUGAAGUAGCCCUGAAAUGGAUAAAAGACCUUGCAGAUGGUACUAUUGGUCAUGAGAUAGAGACAAUAACCGCAAGGGGUAUCCGUGUUGUAAAGGCACAUAAAGGUUCCCUCCUUUGUGACUUCAUCAUACACAACGGCUUGUUGGAUGAAAAUGAAAAUUGGCAUGUGGGUGCAAUAGCAACAUUAGUUGACAUCAUUGGCAGCACUGCCUCCUACUCCUUUACUUCAUAUAAAUAUGUCACUAUUGAUUUCAGUAUAUCAUACUACUCAACGGCAAAGGUUCAGGAAGAGGUUGAAGUAGAGGCAAAGGUUAUAGCAAAGAAGGAUGAAUUGACUUCUGUGAUUGUGCAAGUUAGGAAAAAGGAGAAUGGUGAAUUGAUUGCUCUUGGAAAGCUAUGGAUGGCAGUUGCUAGAAUGAAUGCAAGACAACAGGCUAGUAAACUCUAACAUCUUAAUUUGGUGCUUGAAUAUAAGACCCUCGGAGAGCAAUUUC
Messenger RNA from Gastrolobium bilobum, 535 nucleotides. RefSeq lists its product as uncharacterized. The record is from RefSeq and is a predicted model, not a curated record. Bases 25 to 489 code for a protein of 154 amino acids. Gene Ontology annotation, molecular function: fatty acyl-CoA hydrolase activity. Lineage: Eukaryota; Viridiplantae; Streptophyta; Magnoliopsida; Fabales; Fabaceae. The transcript is spliced from 3 exons.